AUGUCGAUUGUAGUGAAUACACAGAUCCAAUUUCCUGGAACUCGUCCAAAAAUUAAAGUUCAUCACGUAACAGAUACAUCUGCUAAAAUUGACACAACUCCGUUUUGGUUCGAUCAAAUCGAACCUAUUGAUCGAAGAAAGAUUUGUCUUCCAACAAAUUACGAUUCAGUUUCACCGAUCGAUUAUCAAACUAUCGAUUGUCUUUCAAGAUAUAGAACAAUGGAAAGUAAAAAAUCAUUAAAUUUUGUUAAUGAUCCAUUUCAAGGUACUGUAAAUGAUUCAGAGACACUUGUUAUUGCACUUAACGAUGUUGUACAACAAUGUAAUGUAAACUUAAGUUUUACAAAUGGAAACUUUAAAUAUGAUGAUAGUGAUUAUCGUAUAGCAUGUGGUAUUGCUGAUCUUGGAAGUAUACAUUCACUUAUAGCAUCAGGUGACAAUAUUCAAACUGCAAAAUUCCAGUUUCGUUUCAAUUUAAAAUAUGAUGAUAUUGUAAAAACUAAUGAAACUGUACAAAAUUUUAUUUUAAGGCUUUUAAAUGCUAUCGCAGAAAUUAUACAAUGUCAAACACAAUUUGUUCGUGUAUUUUCAUUAGACAAAAAUACUUCAGACGAAAUAUCUGUACAAUUUGGUGUCACAGCUCCGCAACAAAAUGACACGAAAAUUUUCGCUGAAAAUUUAAAUAAGAAAGCGUCUGGUUUAUCGCAACAAAAUAAUGUAUUAUCUUAUGUUAUACCAGACAAUUAUAAAUAUGUCCUUGAACCAGCAGUUAGUCAUUUACAAUUACAAAAAUCAGAUUUUGAUCCAAAAUAUAACAUGGAUUAUAGAAAUUAUCAUACGGAAGAAGAUCAACGAGGUAACCGACCAUACUAUUUCCCUAUUGGGUGGUAUAGACAUGCAUUGAAUGUUAAAGAUAAAUAUCCGAAUGAUGAGUUAUGGUUAGGAAUGAAGAAUUCAUCUGGUGAAUGGUCUGUUGCAUACCAUGGAACGAGAGCAGAGGCAGUAAAAGAUAUAACACGUGAAGGUUUGUUAAAUUCAAAGACUAGAAAGGAUGCUUGUAAGCAAGAAGCUAUAAAUCAAGUUGGAUCUAUUGCUGCUGGUAAUGGUAUUUAUCUUGCAACACAUUGUCAAGGUGGUGCAGAUAUGUAUACAACAACCUUCCAAGUCAAAAACAAAAACGGUAGAGAGGUACGUUACAAAACUGUAUUUCAAUGUCGAGUACAACCUGACAAGUUUACGGAGCAUGAUUUUCCUGUCUGUUCGGGAAAAGCUUUACGAGUUUAUGAUGAGAAGGCCAUUAGACCUUACGGUAUUCUGAUAAAAGAAGAAGAAUGA
Didymodactylos carnosus is the source of this 1335-nucleotide messenger RNA. The record is from the annotation of a GenBank genome assembly. Lineage: Eukaryota; Metazoa; Rotifera; Eurotatoria; Philodinida; Philodinidae.